AUGGCGAUGUUGGUGGCCCCUGCUGUUACAAUCGUUGCUCGCAAAUACGGCAUCAAGUUACCUAUGUUGCUCGGGUUGGGGCUUUUGGCGUCGGGAUAUAUCUCUGCGUCCUUUUCACAAAGAAUCUGGCAGCUCUAUCUGUCACAGGGAGUCUUGAUUGGAUUUGGAGUUGGCUUUAUCUAUAUACCCAGCAUCCCUGUGCUCUCUCAGUGGUUUGGUAAGAAAAGAAGUCUUGCCAACGGGAUCAGUGCGGCCGGAUCAGGUAUUGGUGGCUUGAUUUUUUCGUUUAUGGAUGGUUCAAUCAUUCAGAAUAUAUCUCUUGCUUGGGCUCUGCGGUUGACAGCUAUUAUCAGUUGCUCAAUGCUGAUCGUUGCCAUUUUACUAAUCCGAAAUCGCAAUGAAGCUAUACUGCCGUCCCAGCGGGGAUUCGAUGUGAAACUCUUGCGUCGUUUAGACGUGCUUCUAUUGCUAUCAUGGGCUUUUCUCAGUAUGCUUGGCUAUAUCUGUCUGCUAUUUUCACUUCCAGAUUAUGCACGCUCCAGUGGACUCUCGGACAACCAAGCUACAAUUGUCAACGCGAUCUUGAACUUGGGAACUGCUGUUGGUCGGCCACUGAUAGGCAUUGCCAGCGAUUAUUUUGGCAGGAUUGAGGUCGCUGGCCUCUUGACUUGCUUUUGUGGCAUUACUUGUUUUGUCAUUUGGCUUCCCUCGACAUCAUAUGGCGUACUUGUUCUCUUCGCUUUCAUCAGUGGGGCUAUUCUCGGGGUCUUUUGGGUUACCGUGGGACCUUUAUGUGUUGAGGUCGCUGGGUUGGAGCAGCUCCAAUCACUCCUCUCUUUGUCUUGGUCUUUUAUUGUGCUCCCUACAACAUUCUCCGAGGUUAUAGCACUCAAACUACGCCGUCUACAGUCACACCAACCAUAUCGAAAUGCCCAAGUGUUCUGUGGUAUCUCUUACAUUUGUGCUAGCGUGGCUUUACUUUUUCUCUGGUUGAUUAAACGACGGAAAGCAUAA
Molecule: messenger RNA, 1014 nt
Organism: Penicillium samsonianum
Lineage: Eukaryota; Fungi; Ascomycota; Eurotiomycetes; Eurotiales; Aspergillaceae
Exons: 3
Coding region: 1-1014 (337 amino acids)
Biological process (GO): transmembrane transport
Molecular function (GO): transmembrane transporter activity
Source: RefSeq, a predicted model, not a curated record